GCGCAAGUAGCUCGAGUGCCGAGCCUGUUUUCGGUUUCAAGUGCGGGGCAAUAUCUAUUUCUUAAGACUUACAUCAAAUUGACUAAUUUCGCUGCAGCAGCGCAGUCGGCUGCGCAGUAGCUGCAUUUGAAAUGCACCUACAAAUUUUUACCUGUCACUCAGCCGACGGAAUCUCCAUCUCGCUCUCGUGUCUGGCAUCUCACUUGCACACGGCGUUUGUGUGAAGGCAACGCCUGCAAGUGACACUCGAAGAAAGGGAGUAGGCAGCAGCCAGACAGACAAACGGAGAGGGACUGCCUUGCCUGCCCAUUGAUGAAAUUGACUUUUUAUGUUGUUGCCGUUGACUUCUCUUCGAUUUGCGUGGCGCUGCUCUCGGUCACUGUCGCUGCUGCUGUCUCCGCCGAUGUUGACGUCGGCAUCGGCGUCGGCGUCAACUGAAACUGGAUUUUUGGGAUUAAGUUUUUGUUUACUCUGAGGCGUUUUUUAGUUUGUUUGCACGUCUCAAGGAAGUCGGUUCGUUGCGCUCGCGUUCCGCCACAGCAAUCACAACAAAUAUAAAUGAAAUAAAAUAAAAACAAAAGCAACAAUUACUCAAAUCUGUUAAGUGCUCGUAACUGGAUUAAUACGAAAAUUUAUUGCUUUAUUAGCCGCAUUAAUCAAGAGGCUUACAACAAAGCCCAUUAAAUGCUUAAUCCAAACGAUCGAUCCGCAUAAAAAAAAAAAAAAAAACAAAUAAUAAAUGUAACCAAAUUCAGCAUUUCCAAGUCUGUUGCAAUCAAUUUUAUAUUUUUGCAUUUCUGUGAUACAAUUUGAACUUGAAUUCCGCGUUACCAUAAAUCAAUCCUUAAACAAGCUGCCAAACAGAAAAUCGCGCGAAAAACAUAAACCAAUAAAUUAUGGGAAUUUUGCUAAGUGAUGGCGAUUCGACCUCGGAUCAACAGUCAACGCCUGACUAUCCGCAGUUGAGCGGCGACUACCACAACGUGCAGCUGCAGGUGGCCGCCGUCGCUGCCAGCUCCAAGAUGUACCAUAGCAGCAGCGCCGCUGCGGCUGCCGCCUACACUGAUUUGGCUGCAGCUGGAGGAGCCGCCGGCGUCUCUGGCUACCAUCACCAACAGGCGGUGAAUGCGCCCGUAUAUGUGCCCUCCAAUCGCCAAUACAAUCACGUAGCGGCGCAUUUUGGCAGCGCUGCAGCGGCCCAGAACGCCUGGACCACGGAUAGCUUUGGAUCGGCGCAUGCGCAGCUGCCGGCGCAGUUCUACACGCAAAACGCCGCCGUUAUGAUGGCGCCCUGGCGAAGUGCCUACGAUCCAACUGGCUUUCAGCGCUCCUCCCCUUACGAGAGCGCCAUGGACUUUCAGUUUGGCGAGGGGCGCGAGUGCGUCAACUGCGGUGCCAUCUCCACUCCCCUUUGGAGACGUGAUGGCACCGGCCACUAUCUCUGCAACGCUUGCGGUCUGUAUCACAAGAUGAACGGCAUGAACCGGCCUUUGAUAAAGCCCAGCAAGCGACUGGUGAGUGCAACCGCCACACGUCGCCUCGGCCUUUGCUGCACCAACUGUGGCACUCGCACCACCACACUCUGGAGGCGCAACAACGACGGGGAGCCAGUGUGCAAUGCCUGUGGGCUCUACUUCAAACUGCACGGCGUCAAUCGGCCGCUGGCGAUGCGCAAGGACGGCAUUCAGACCCGCAAGCGGAAGCCCAAGAAAACUGGCAGCGGCUCCACCGCGGGAACUAGCUCGGGAUCGGGCUCAACGACUGAGGCCAUCAAGGAGUGCAAAGAGGAGCAUGAUCUCAAGCCCACGCUUAGCCUGGAACGCCACGGUCUCAACAAGCUGCAUACGGAUUUGAAGAGCAGCAGCCUCAUGGGCCAGCAUCAUAGCCAGCAGCCGCAGCAGCAGACGGUGCCGUCGCAUCAGCAAUGCUUUCCACACUAUGCCCAGCAACAACAGCAGCAGCAGCAGCAACAGCAACAACAGCAGCAACAGCAACAGCAACACCAGCAUCAGCAGCUCAGCCACCAAUCACAGUUAAGUGCAAGGCAGUUGCAUGCAGCCAGCUCGCAGCUGUAUACGCCCGGGAGCAGCUCCGCGGCCUCUGCGUAUACGACGCACAGCAGCAACGCGCCGGACACGCCCACACUGAGCAACGGCACGCCCUCGCCGCACUACCAACACCACCACUUGGCGAGCAGCUCGCACGGCCACCACGCCACAGCAGCUCAUCAUCAUCUGCACACGGCAGCCGCUGCUGCGGCAUAUGGAGUGAAGACGGAGGCAAGUGCCACCAAUUAUGACUAUGUGAACAAUUGUUACUUUGGAGCCUCGUUUGGUGCCUUGGGCGGUGCUGCCUCGUCGGCAAUGGCUGGUGUGGCGAGCGGCGAUCUGGCCGGCUAUCAUCAUCAGCACAAUGUCAUCCAGGCCGCCAAGCUGAUGGCCACAUCCUGAACGGAAGCGAUCUCUGUGAUCUCGUACCCACACAGCGCACAGCAGACACCAUCGUUGGAGCUUCGUUGGAAUCUAUAUUGAAAAGACUUUGAAUUAGUUUUAAAAAAGUUGCAAUUAGUUCUCUUAUGUAAUUCUUGUAAAUAACUGCACGAAAGUUUUGUACAAAUUUUUGUUUAUAGCUUCGUUCCGUUGCAUUUAAGUACCCAAAUAGUCUAAGGUUUAGCUACUACUAUAUAUUAAUUGUAAAGUGUUUACAUUAAUCUCUUUCUCUAAUUAGCAUAAAUUAUCCAUAUAGAAUAAAAAGCACAUCCAAUCAUAGAUCAUUUAGCCAUACGACUAGUAUAUUACCCAUAAGUCCAUGCAUAUUACCAUUUAAAUAAAAAUUAACUUAAACAUA
This is a messenger RNA of Drosophila mojavensis, 2847 nucleotides long. RefSeq names its product GATA-binding factor A. The transcript is spliced from 4 exons. Gene Ontology annotation, biological process: cell fate commitment; negative regulation of transcription by RNA polymerase II; positive regulation of transcription by RNA polymerase II. Gene Ontology annotation, molecular function: RNA polymerase II cis-regulatory region sequence-specific DNA binding; zinc ion binding; DNA-binding transcription factor activity, RNA polymerase II-specific. The coding region runs from base 897 to 2450 and encodes 517 amino acids. The record is from RefSeq and is a predicted model, not a curated record. NCBI's taxonomy places the organism in Eukaryota, Metazoa, Arthropoda, Insecta, Diptera, Drosophilidae.